AUGAGUUUUCGAAAAUCCUUCAUCAUAGACUUGCAAAGAACAGCAAUGCAGUCUGUGGUUUUCACCACAGAUGCUCCCUUUGAACAUACUAGAGGAUUGGCUAACGGGAAUCUCCGGCUGUUUUCGAUUUUGUUUGGUUGCCAAAUCGAUCAAUCUAAUGUGUUAUUGUUGGUUGUGCCUUCGCCGGUGUAUUGCACUGUUGUCGUCUGUGGAAUUACUAGCCGUUGCAGGAAUUGGACUGUGUUGGAGCCACCAGACGUAGGGUUGUCGCAAUCGGUGUCUUUGGUCGCAGGGCCUGUUCAGUCCCCAACAGUGAAGCUUCAGUCUGUUUCAGUGUUUUUCGUACCAGUUCAGCGCACUUUAGUGCCGGUUCAGGCUCAGCUACCUGCUAGUAGGUUCAGAUCCGGUUCAGCCAUUCUGAGGCAAUUUUCAUCAAUUUUUGCCCUUGUUCAUCCAUUUCAGAACCUGUUCAAGUCUCUUUUUGGCUAA
This is a messenger RNA of Ilex paraguariensis (yerba mate), 489 nucleotides long. The record is from the annotation of a GenBank genome assembly. NCBI's taxonomy places the organism in Eukaryota, Viridiplantae, Streptophyta, Magnoliopsida, Aquifoliales, Aquifoliaceae.